CUUUGAUGUUUUCGAAACUUAGAACAUGGCAUGAAUAUCGCAUACUUUAAAUGAUUUAGAAAGCAGAACAGGCUAAAACUUGGAUAAUUCCUCAACCUAUCCUCUUAAACUCCAUUUAAUUUUCUCUUAACCCAGUACAAUUAAAAACCUCGGCUGGCUUUGAAACUAUUUAUAUUGCAGCAUCAAGGAUCAUUUGCAUACCUUCAUUUUACUGCCCUUAUUUGAUAGGGCUGUGAAUUUCUCUGUCCAAUCCAUAUUCUCCACUUGGAUUUGGUUUGGGUUUUGGGCAUGUAACUUGGUUUGAGAUUGUUAGGAUUAGCAGUCAAGAGACUUUGUUAGACAUGAACUUGGGUCACUAGAAAGCAGCCAGCAGCUGGUUCUGAUCCACUUUCUGUCACAAUGAUCUUUCUGCUGGCAAUUCUGAUAAUUGUGGGGGGGUGUAUGGUGGUAAGACUAUGGUAUCAUCUAGUUUUCUUCUCCAGAGGAAGUAGACUGCCACCAGGGUCCAUGGGAUGGCCAUAUAUUGGGCAAACAUUGCAGCUUUACUCUCAAAAUCCAGACUUCUUCUUCUCCAGUAAACAGAAGAGAUAUGGCGACAUAUUCAAAACUCGAGUUCUAGGGUGCCCUUGUAUUAUGAUUGCAAAUCCAGAGGCUGUGAGAUUUGUACUGGUCCAGAAAGCUCAGAUUUUUAAGCCCACCUUCCCUGCGAGCAAGGAGCGGAUGCUUGGCCGGAAUGCUCUGUUUUUUCAGGAAGGAGAAUACCAUGCACGCCUGAGGAAACUUGUUCAGUCUAGUUUCCUUCCUGAGGCUAUCCGUGGCAUUGUUCCCGACAUCGACAAGAUAGCGCAGAAUAUCUUGAAGACAUGGGAAGGGCGCACAAUAAGUACAUUCCAGGAGAUGAAAAAGUAUGCGUUUGAUGUGGGAUUGCAUUCUAUUUUUGGUCCCUUGGACUCCGCUCACCAUGAAGCUCUCAAGAAAUAUUAUCACAUUUUGGAGAAGGGAUACAAUUCUUUGCCUGUCAACCUCCCUGGAACGCUCUUCAACAAAUCCAUCAAGGCAAGGAAGAAGCUCGGCCAAAUAUUGAGUAAAAUAAUUGCAGAGCGACGAGCCCAGAAUGCACAUCACAAGGAUUUCUUGGAGUCAUUGAUGGCAUCCAGAGAUGAAAAAGGACAGACUCUGAACGAGGAGCAGAUAGCUGACAACGUCAUUGGCGUUCUCUUCGCAGCGCAGGAUACAACAGCCAGUGUCUUGACGUGGCUUGUUAAAUUUCUUGCAGAAUAUCCUGCCCUUCUUGACGCUGUCAUUGCUGAGCAAGAUGCGGUUGGAGGGAGUAAGGUAGAGGAGUCCUUAACAAUUGCAGACACCAAGAAAAUGCUGCUCACAACAAGGGUUAUUCAGGAGACGUUGAGGGUGGCGACAGUGUUAUCCUUCACGUUCAGAGAAGCUGUUGAAGACGUUGAGUACAAAGGUUUCCUCAUUCCCAAGGGUUGGAAAGUAUUGCCGCUGUUCCGAAACAUCCAUCAUAAUCCUGAAUUCUUCCCUGAUCCCCAACAUUUUGAUCCAUCAAGAUUCCUAGUGCCUCCAAAGCCAAAUACUUUCUUGCCCUUUGGGAAUGGAGUCCACUCGUGCCCAGGAAAUCAGCUGGCAUACACGGAAAUGUUCAUCUUAAUCCACCAUCUUACAACCAAGUACAGGUGGCAACUUGUGGGGACCGAGAGUGGGAUUGAAUAUGGUCCCUUCCCUCUUCCAAAACAAGGACUUCCAGUAAGACUUAUCCCCAGAUAAGUCAAAACAUCGAGCUUCACAUUACAAUCUAUCUCUGGAUAUUCCAUCAGAACAUCAAAGUUGUACCUGAAACAAUUGCGACAUAAUAUCACAUAUGCUGUGUCGACAGCCAUGUGACCAACAACCUAAUUUUUCCUGAUGGAAAUUUUGCUGUACAAGUAUUAUUAUUUUUUCUUCUGUCUCUUUUCUUUCAAGUAAAAUCCAAUUUCAAUUUCAGUAGAGGGUUAUGUGGGAAACUCCCAUCCUAGAUGCAUGCAUUGAAUUCCCGUCCUCUGAAAUACAGCACGUAGACAGAGAGGUCACAAUCAUUGACAUGCAACAAUUCUUGAUGAUUGACAUUCAAGAAUUCUUGAUGGUUUUUCAUGGGGUCAUCUAGUUAUAUUGCUAAUAUUAUUAUCUGAUAUUUCUGAGA
Cryptomeria japonica (Japanese cedar) is the source of this 2197-nucleotide messenger RNA. RefSeq names its product abscisic acid 8'-hydroxylase 1. NCBI's taxonomy places the organism in Eukaryota, Viridiplantae, Streptophyta, Pinopsida, Cupressales, Cupressaceae. The coding region runs from base 400 to 1785 and encodes 461 amino acids. Gene Ontology annotation, biological process: sterol metabolic process. Gene Ontology annotation, molecular function: iron ion binding; oxidoreductase activity, acting on paired donors, with incorporation or reduction of molecular oxygen; heme binding. The record is from RefSeq and is a predicted model, not a curated record. The transcript is spliced from 9 exons.